Messenger RNA from Talaromyces rugulosus, 1596 nucleotides. RefSeq lists its product as uncharacterized. Gene Ontology annotation, molecular function: carbohydrate:proton symporter activity. The transcript has 5 exons. The record is from RefSeq and is a predicted model, not a curated record. Lineage: Eukaryota; Fungi; Ascomycota; Eurotiomycetes; Eurotiales; Trichocomaceae. Gene Ontology annotation, biological process: transmembrane transport; carbohydrate transport. Bases 1 to 1596 code for a protein of 531 amino acids. Gene Ontology annotation, cellular component: membrane.
AUGUCUUCUCUUCUACGAAAGAUUGUCCAUAAUGAGGCAAUGAAAUCCGACCCUCAAGAAAUCUACGGAUGGAGGGUCUAUCUUCUAGCCUGUUCGGCCUGUUGCGGCGGGAUGCUUUUCGGCAUGGACAGCGGUAUUAUUGGUGGUGUUCUCACGAUGGAUCCUUUUCAACAAAAAUAUGGACUGGCAGACAAACCGGACACUGUCACAGCAAAUCUUUCGGCGAAUAUUGUGUCUACUUUGCAGGCAGGCUGUUUUGCCGGGGCGCUGCUUGCGUCUCCUCUAGCUGAUAGGAUGGGAAGAAAACCGGCACUUCUCAUCUCGGCCUUGGUUUCCAUCGUAGGCACGGUUUUGCAGGCCGCCGCAUCUGGUCAGUUGGCGGUCAUGUACGUUGGAAGAUUCAUUACAGGUCUUGGUGUCGGCGGUGCUUCCAUGGUCAAUCCUCUUUAUGUCUCUGAAAACGCCCCAAGGGCGAUACGCGGAGGCCUGACGGGGCUUUAUCAACUCUUCAUCGUUUUCGGAAUCAUGAUCGCAUUCUGGAUAAACUACGGCUGUCUACUUCACAUACACGGAACGGCCAUGUAUUCCAUACCUUUGGCAACACAGGCGAUACCAGCAGUUCUUCUAUUUGUUGGUAUGAGCCUCUGCAAUGAGUCUCCACGGUGGCUCGCCAAACAGGACAAAUGGGAACAGGCCAAAGCCACGCUUUCAAAAGUUCGCGCCCUCCCCGCAUCACAUCCCUACGUCGUCGACGAAUUCAAUGAUAUUGUUACCCAGCUUGAAAAUGAACGCCAGCUCAUUGGAGGAUCCGGAUUCUGGGAUUUGAUGCGUGAAAUGUGGCUGAUCGCUCCCAAUCGCAAACGUGCAGUCUAUACUAUAAUCCUCAUGGUCUGCCAGCAAAUGACUGGCACCAAUGCCAUUAACUAUUACGCUCCUCAGAUAUUUCAGAAUCUCGGAGUUACAGGGAACGCUACCAAUCUGUUCGCCACCGGCGUCUACGGCAUUGUCAAGACGGUAGCUUGCGCCGUGUUCCUUAUUUUCGUCGCCGACUCUCUCGGUAGACGUCGUUCCCUUUUGUGGACUUCUGUAGGUCAGGGGCUUGCCAUGUUGUACAUUGGCCUCUAUGUCCGGAUCUCUCCUCCAGUCACUGGAGAGCCUGUUCCUCCGGCAGGCUACGUCGCACUCGUGUGUAUAUUUUUGUUUGCUGCCUUUUUCCAAUUUGGCUGGGGCCCCGUGUGUUGGAUCUAUGUGUCGGAAAUCCCAACUGCAAGACUGCGGUCAUUGAAUGUCGCCUUUGGAGCCGCAACACAGUGGCUAUUCAACUUUGUCGUGGCAAGAGCUGUGCCGUCUAUGCUUGUCACUAUGGGAUCAAACGGUUACGGAACAUACAUUUUCUUUGCCUGCUUUUGUUUUGCAAUGGGAGUAUUUGUUUGGGUCUUCAUACCGGAAACUAAGGGGGUCUCACUUGAAAAAAUGGACGAGUUAUUCGGUGUUGUCCAGGUUGUUGACUCAAAGCGCAACGAUCCCGAGCAUGGCUCUGUCCAGGUAGAGGACGUAGGAAAGAGGGUUACAUCUGCAGAGGUUGAAAAUGUCUAG